Molecule: messenger RNA, 7600 nt
Organism: Diorhabda sublineata
Lineage: Eukaryota; Metazoa; Arthropoda; Insecta; Coleoptera; Chrysomelidae
Gene: dtn
Product: transmembrane protein 132E
Exons: 18
Coding region: 293-3997 (1234 amino acids)
Source: RefSeq, a predicted model, not a curated record
AAUCGUCGUGUGUUAUGAGCAUUUUAAGGCAAGGAGUUCAACUUUAUAUAAUAUGUCCGGUUUUUUCGUACUAUCCUAAAGGGCUAGUGAAACUUUUUGGUAAUAGUGAAAAGUUUGGAAUCAAAUUCCUAAAUUAGUCCAAAAGAAAGUAGUUCAUUCAUUCUCUCGGUGCUUUAAACAGUGAUGUUCAAUCCCACAUAACAUUAAAUUACGCUUACGAAGUGUUCCUAUUAAUCAAACUUAAAUUAUUUUAGAGGAUUUGAUAUGGAUAUCCUCGAAAAAUCCUAAAAGUAUGAAAGACGGAAUACGUUUUUCAACUUGGGUAUUUUUAUUUACAAUUGGUUAUUCAUCAUGUGUCAACGUUCAUUUCGAAAACAAAGAUGGUGGUUUCUUUAUAAAACAACAAACACGUCAACAUUUUUCCAAUCCAGAAACUAUAAACAAUGCAGCUACGGGCGGUGGAGUUCCUUUAUCGAUUGAUAAAUUUACAGUUUUCCAAAAAUCCCAACCGAUUUCGGUUAGAGCUACUUAUGGCCCGUUUAGUACAAAACAAACUGUACCGGCGAAAUACAUCGUGCCGGAUCCUUUACCUGUAAAUACCUCAGGACCUAGUAUUGAUUUACAAGACCAAGCAACUCACCAUCUUGACAUGUCAGCUCACAUUGUCCGGGACGAAAUACCAAGAGAUUCUCCAGUACUACGAGUGCUAUUUCAUACCGGUACUGAUCCUGGAGGCAGACGACAAGUGUUAUUAGCGAGACACCAUCAAAGAGUGUGUAUCGUCCUUCACGCUACUAUGGGAAAUAGGACGCCAUUACAUGCGGCUUGCAGUCCAGAUGGGGAAGACGGAGUUUGUUUAGCUCAGGUUACCAUUCCACCUUCGUGGUGGCCACCCCUACCGUCACCUGAUAAGGAUGGCAGGCCAGGAAAACUUACCAAAACACCCCCUAGAUUAGUACAGGUCGCAUAUUCGGUACUGGAACCUUGGCCAGACGAAGGAGAAGGUUGUCAUCCGAAGAUGCAAGUACAACCAUCAGCUACACUAGGCAACGUUAAACUAGUACCAGCUAAAGGAGCUUAUAAGGAAUUGAAACUAACAGAUGCCGUUACAAUAUUGGUUCCCCAUCCACCUCUGUUUCCAAUGUCGAGGAUUUACGUGCCCGUUUUUGUCGAUAGGGAAAAAUCCAAAUUGAUGACCGCGAUUGUUGUUAAAGCAAGAAUGAAGAGCGGUGUUCGUUUUUUGGAAGCAGUACCAAUGGAAGGCAUACCUUGGAACGUUACCAUUGAUAUUAAUCCUCGACAUACAAGCGCAACUGUAACUUUAAUCAGAAAAGAACCUCCAGAUACUAAUUCAGCAAUAGUACCAGGAGAUGUCAUUGAAUUGUUUUCCUGGUUGAUCGAAAUAUCCGAAGACGCUACUGAAAACUAUGAUGGUAGUAAAAUUGUUUGGUCGGCUAGAUAUGAGCCUCAUCAAGAUCAGGAUAUUGAAAACGAUAAUCGUAAGGAUAUCAGAAAAUUGAUUACACGUUUCGAGAUACAAAAAGACGAUAUACAAGCAGUAGUACCUAUAAGUAAAAAUUGGGAAGUAUUGAAUACUGCAGUGUUAACAGGCCUCCAAGUAUCCCAAACGAUGAAAGUAUUUAUUGUAUCUCAAGCUGGUAAAGCUGCCGAUGUAACAUUUCAGUCAUCUUGUCAUUCUGAAGACGAAAGCGUAUUAAAGGUUUCAUCGUCUUGUGGUUCGGUUUACGUAGAUGGUAGUGAAGCUAGGGGUUCCGAAAAUGGCUCAGUUAUAGUCAAAUAUGGCACAUAUACUGGGAUAGCUCAAUUCACUGUAUGGAUGCCAGAGUUUCCUUUGGAUUUAUAUGUGGCUGAUACAAGAUUAUCGCAACUGAAAUCAUGGAGGGUACCAGAUUAUCAUCCUAGUAUGUCUAAAUCGAGGAAGAGAAGACGACGUUCUUUGGAUAGUAACUGGGGUGUUACAUCAAUCGAUGAAACCGGUAACGUAGUGGACAAACCUAUAUGUCGAUUACGAUACCAACAAACUUCUGUUGAUGUAUACGCACGUUUCCUAGCAUCCGAUCACUCAUCAGGACACAUAAGCUAUUUAAUAAACAGAAGAACGUUCCUGAGAGUAACCGAUUUGGUUUUACCGUGGUUACGAGUUAGUGAUCCGAGAAUAGCUAGUUUACACGGUAGGAUUUUACAAGGUAGAAGUGUAGGUAGGACUGAAGUACAGGUUUUAUCACCGAUAACUAGUAGAGUUUAUGGUUCGAAAGAAGUUAGAGUCGGUAAUGAUAAAGUUGGUUUAACCAAACUUUAUGUACAAGUAGUUUCGGGACUGCAACUUAAUAUUUCUCCUGAUAGUUCAUUGGAGAACGUUUAUGUGGCCGAAACCGGUAUCACUAGGAAAUUAACUGCUCAAUAUCAGGAAGGACUACUGGAUAUUGAACUGGAAUUUUCUGACAGACAGAAAACUCCUCUAAGGGAUAUUGCUGAUACUGAUUAUCAUCUAGUAGUUGAAAGUUUGGAUCCUGAAGUGGUGGCUUUCGCUCCGAUGGUCGCUUCUCAUCAUCCAAGAGUAAUAGCUGUUGGAGAAGGUAGCGGAGAUCUGUUGCAGGUGACUUUGUUAUUAGCGGAAGAAUGUAGAAAUAGCGGUAAACCAAAAACUAAGGCUGCAGGACCCUUAGCCUCGGCUUCUGCAACUAUUAACGUCGAUUUUAGUUCGAUUGAUCUUCAUCGACCUGACAUUUUACAAAAUGACGGUGGUAGUUACGGUUCAUCGAAGGCUAGAGAAUUUUCAGAUCUUCAGGAUAUCCUGAAAGGUUCUUCAAUUCAUUUGGAAAAUUCUGAUGAGCCUAACGUAUUAGCACGACAAUUUCAAGGAAACAAAGGAAUAUCUCGUCAAUUAUCACCGCAUCAUUCUACUCCUCUAGAAAUUAGCAUGUACGUUUUGCUUGCCGCAUUUUGUUGCGCCAUCUUGGUUUUUGUUGUAUCCUGUGUUGUAUACGCAUCGAAGUUCAAACCGAUGAAUCCUAAUAUUUCACCCGGUAUUCAUACAACAUCGACUAAUUUCAUAAUCCAACAUGAAUCUAACCAAAAAUCGAAAGAAUCUACCACCAACGCUCACGAUUGGGUCUGGUUAGGUAGAGCUACCAUAGAACCGCCAUCUCAAUACGUAAACAACACUACGGAUAUGAGGAUCAUUACGAAUCCUUUGAAUAUGAAUUAUUGCGAACCGGACGAUUCUCUUAUGGGGAACAGUUUCAGUAACCCCACGCAUAUAGAACUACCGGCUACCGAUAACGGAAAUUCUAACAGGCAGAUCGAUAGCAGAACUUAUUCCAGAGGGAAAGAAAGUGGACAAAAAGUUGAGAUUUCCAAUGAUAACGAUACAGAUAUACAAGUUUGGAACAAACCGACUCCACCGCCACCGUUACCAUCACAUUCCCCUAAUAAUAAUAAUAAUAAUAAUAAUAAUAAUAAUAAGAAUAAUUUGAAUGAUGAUUAUAAACCGCCUGUACCUCCACACCGUAAUUUAAGCGUUUCUACAACUUCUUCUGAUUCUCCUCUUCCUAAAAAAUCUCAACAUCACCACCAUCACCGUAACAAGAAUCAAGACAAAAUUAAUCAACACAGAUUAUCGGAUGAUAUACCACUUUCGAAAACCCAAAUACCCACUCAGGUAAACGUUCCAAAGCAAAAUACAGAAAGUUGUACAGAAAAAGAUAUAUUUGAAUUUGACGACGAACCUCAAGAAUCUCCAAAACGUGACGAUAAUGUCGAGUUUGUACAGUAUUCAAAUAAUCCCAGUAAUAGAAAUAGCACAGAAGUAAAAACAGCAACCAUAGUGGGCAAUCCAAUGUUUAACGUCGAUGCAACAAAUAUUGAAACGGGUAAUAAAUCCAUGGAGCUACCAGGUCUCGAUGAUUUGCAACUAGACAUGGAUUACGAUCAAAUCAUGCAGUAUUUCGAAAAUCUCAAGGAAUCGAAUGCCUGAGUAGAAGAGAUCAUUGCAAAGAUCCGUGGUAUUUUGCUUUCGUUUAGCGAGCAAUACAAAGCUGCGGCUUUAAAUGAACAUCCUCAUUAUCCCGCAACGAAUCCGACAUGUAGUUUCGACUAUUUUUUCGAUUUCGUCAGCGAGUCGUACGCUUAAAUCGCCGUUGUGUACCUUAAAAAUGCACAAGACUGACUUAAUUGAUCAAUAAAUUGAAUUAAUUAGCCAAUAUCCAAAUAUAAGAAUCCUAUAUUGCUUAGCUGUUGGGCAUUAUAUAAUUUUUUUGGCAGUAAGGCUAAAAAGGCUGCUAGAUAUUAACCGAGUUUAUAUACAAAAUAUCCUAAAGACUUUUUUAAAUUAAAAAAUAACCUUUAGUUAUUUGGUGUAUGUACACAUGAAAUUUUUAGUUUUAACUAAAAAAAUAGGAAAUGUAACAAAUUUUAACAAUCAUCUGAAUUAGUAAUUAGAAAAACAGUAAAAGAGCUAUAAUUUAUAUAAAAAGAAGUAUGCGGAUACUGGCUCAUUAAAUUCACAUGUUAGUCGCCUUUUGAACCCAGUUUUAACAAAAAUAUUUCAGCAGUACUCUGUUAUAGAUAAAAUCAGUAAUAUUUUGGAUUUGUAAGAACCUAACCUUAUAAUUGGUUAAAAAAAUGCAAAAGUUGUUGAAUAGUACAUACGAGUAUAUCUCAAAUAUCCCAGUUUUGUCUAAAAAAUCAAUUUAUUUGUAUCUUCCCAAAAAAAUUGGUUAUUUUUCCUUUUUUUCUUCACCUCUGAUAGUUUUAGGCCCAAUUUUGAGUAGGGUUCUUUCUAGCUGUCUUCUUGCAGUUAUUUAUCAGUUUUUUUUUUUCAACUUUUUUUGUUCUAGAGCUUUUUAUUUUUCCUUUAAGAGGUCCAGAGACUCAUAUUUUUCAAUGUGGUCCUUUCCAAAUUGGAUACAAUUCUCUCAAUAGUUUUCGUCUUCUAGUUUAUUAGCAGUUUUCGAAAAGGUCUCUUUCCAAGUUCCAUUUUAUCCCUAGGCAAUUAUUUUUCUCCCUUAACUCAUAUUUUCGUCUCCUUUCAAAAGAUUAUCAUUUUCGUCAUUUUUCUUCGUAUUUGCUUUUAUACUUUCCGUUGUCUUACUUUUUGAUAUAUUCUCUUUUGGUGUUAUUGCCCUAAAUUUAUAAUUAUUUUUGGGUCAGUACCCACUCAUAUUUUUCAUUAUUGGUACCUUGAACCAAUUAAUUGGACACAUUUUACAAAAAGAGAUCAGAGAGACCAUCAUCUGGAACAAAUACAUACUGAAUUUACCAAUAUAACAAGUAUUGAGUUUGUAAUUGAAAAAAAAAACAAAAAUUAUUUAAACCAUUGAAAAAUUAUGAAUAAAUUAGUUUUUAAGUGUUAUCAAUAUUAUAAUUUGGUGUAUAAUCUGUGUAUACUUUUAUAUAUUAAUAGGAAACAGUUACCAUAACUCCAGGGGUGAUUUUCAUUUCCUGUCAGACAUUUAGAAUAUAUAAUAAUGAAAAUCUAAUCUCAAUAAGCGAAAAAAUCACUAGAGUUUUGGUAAAAAUCUAAUUUUCCUCUAUAUUUAACCGGUAAUUGUUAAAAAAAUGAUUUUAAAAAGGUGGUGACAAGAGUAGAAAGUCGGAUCGAUUCUCAGAGGAUUUUUGCAGUGAUCAAAAAAAAAAAUUAGCCGUUAGUGUUUUUCUAGUCAAAAUAAUGAAGCUUUAUUUGAAAAAAAAAAAGAUUAUACUCACUUUUAUACUGAGUUUUCACUAGUAUAUUAAUGCACAAAUAGUUACGAACAAUCCUAAAACGCUUUCCAGCUUCCAAAAUGCUUUAUCGUUAAAAACGUUAAAUAAACUAGUGAAAAUCAACUUUGAUUCGAUUUAAAUAAUAAAAUUUUUGUAAUUAGAGUUAUAGACAUCUAUAUUUGACCGCUGUACACUAAAACUACUCGCUAACACACUUAAAAUCCACUAUUUCGUUCAUAUCCGGCUCGAAGGACCAACUUAACGUUUUAAAUAUUGUCCAAUUUGAGGUUAAAGUCAACUCUUGAUUGAAUUUAAUUAAAAAUAUGAACAAAUGAAACUCUAAUUGCAAAAAAUUUAUUUGUUAGCCAGUAUUUUUACUAGUUUAUGAACAACACACUUAUCUUCCCGCAGGAAAUCUCAAAUUCAAGGAAAUAUGAAAUUUUAAACGAUGUACUUGUCAAUUCUACCAUAUCGUAUUUACUUUAGAUAUUUUAGGAUGACAUUUUGGAAGCAAUAAAAAUUCUCACAUCAUUUUGAAUUUGAGUUUUUCUGCGUAUAUUUUUUUAUAUAUAAAAAUACGGGUUGUAACGGAGUAUUUAGGAUUUUUUUCUUGACAUUCCAUACUGUAUACAAGAUUAUUUUAUAGUUUAAUCCUUCAUAUAACAUUCCAUAUAAAAUACCCGUUAUCACUAGUUUUAAACGUUUUUCUCAAAAUUCCUUGAUAUUCCAUAGCUGUGUAGUCAUUUAAGUCACAGGGAAAAGAAGAAUAAUUCAUCUAGCCUCGUUACAAAAUUUCAACAGCCACAGCUUUUGACCAAAUUUUAAUUACCAUUUUACAAAAAAAUUUGUUUCAAAUUCAAAGGGGCAUGAGACUCUAUAUUAUGGACCGAAGCCCUAAUGUGGUCCCAUGAGAUGCCAGAUCAACAACAAACUGAAUAGCUGGCAAAAGCAUCAGAUGAUAAUGAUAAUCACGGCAUCAAAGAAGUCUGAAAAUCUUCUGGAGAUGUUAGGAAAUGACAUUAAAUUAGUGGUAAGUCUUCGGAUUGGUCAAAUAUCAUCUUAAGACGAUAAUCAUGGCAGAGAACGAUAACUGUAGAUCCUGUGUGUGAAUAUUGCAGGACAUCUACUGUACAAACGUCCUACUCAUUCCAGCUAUACGAUUUGGUACCUCGAAGUAGUGUUGAUAUAUAAUAUUUUAGAGUCAAUACACAAAAAUCUUUUUAGGUAUAGAUGCACAGCAUUGGGUAAGUGUGUGUCACCCAAUAAAUAAUUACCCCACAUAAAAUCCUAAAUACUCUGCAUUGUUGGUUUCCUCCAACCUAGUUUCUUAUUCAAAAAUUAAAUAAACGCGUUCCGCUGUCUGCUAAUUGCGAAGACGCUUGAAAUAUUAUUUUCUAUGUGGAAUUAUUAACGAAAUAUUUCAAUGUUUACGUACUCUGAAAAAUAUUUGUUGUUAUUUUUGCAAAUAUUUAAUUUAAUUAACAAAAUUAUUUGAAGAUAAAUUAUUUCUUCAAUAAAAUCCAAAAAAAAAAUGAGUAUUGGAAGUCUUUGAGACUCUUUGUUAUUUUUUAUUAACACAUCUUCCUAAUGGUUUAGGUUGAUAUGUAAAAAUUAAUUUAUUUUAAUUAAUUUAAAAAAAAUGCAACAAAUAUUUAAUUUAGUACUUUAGAAGAUAUAAGAAUAAUAAGUGUGUUUGCAGUAAAUAUAUAUAUAUAGUUUAGUUUAUUUGUAAAUUUUUGUAUAAUAUGAUGGUGUAAAUAACUACAUUCUGUGUAUUCCCCCUGACUGAAGAAUAUUUAAGAUUUGUGUUCUAAAUAAUGUAUUACUAAAUAGCGUUUAUGUAAAUUUCUUUGUAUAUAAACUCGCCUAAGUAGAA